AUGGCAGACGUCAAGCUCCCAACUCUGCCUGCCGCUCACGAUCGAUUCCUGGAGUAUCUGGCGACUUAUCCGCAGAAGCCCUUGCUCGAAGUACUCGAACCUUACAAGCAGUACGAUGCAGAACUGCGGAAGAUCUUUGCUCAGCACCCGGAGCAUCCAGCGAACCAUCAUCCAAAUGUGGUUCCGGUGUUCGCAGGUCAUGAAGUUAGUGUGAAGAUCAAGGCUCGUGACCUGGCCGCCGAGUCUCCGCAGGACAAGGACUCCUAUAUAAUGCCACUUUCCGACGAUGCCCGCAAGGCCGAUGGCUCGCCAGCUAUUGUUCAAUCGCUGCAAGAGUUCAGAACCAACUUCGCCGUCUUCUCUGAGAGCUCACUCGCCGAUCUUGAUUGGUCGAACGUUGUCGUCGCCGGAUCUGCGGUCGUAACGUCUCUUCUGUCGGUGCCCAAAGAGUAUGCAGAGUCGAAACGUGCCCUACGAGCCUACUACCACGAAAAGCUUGCUCCUGCGUCGGAUGUUGAUGUCUUCCUGUACGGACUGACAGAAGAGCAGGCUAUCGAUAAGAUUAAGCAGAUUGAGCGUCAGGUGCGCGACGCAUUGCUUGUCGAGACCACAACAGUGAGAACCAAGAACGCUAUCACCAUUGUCUCUCACUACCCGACUCGGCACGUUCAGAUUGUUCUUCGUAUCUACAAGUCUAUCUCUGAAAUCCUGACUGGCUUUGACGUCGAUUGCAGCUGUGCAGCGUACGAUGGUGAGCAAGUUUGGGCGUCUCCACGGGCGCUGAUCUCGUACAUGACGCAAAUCAACACCAUCGACCUCACACGCCGCUCGCCUAGCUACGAAAACCGCCUGUCGAAGUAUGCCAAGCGAGGUUUCGAGAUAUACUGGCCGAACCUGGACCGCUCGAAAGUCGACCCAACCAUCUUCGAGCGAAGCUUUGGACGUACGGAAGGCCUGGCUCGACUGCUCAUUCUGGAAAAGCUGCCCCGGAACAAGGAUCGAGAAGCGUACCUGGAUCAGCGGAGAGCGGAACGAGGCCGGCCUCCAAUCAACCGCUUGCGGAUACGCAAGCGGUUGGUAGCAGGCAACGUGAAGAACGAUUUCGAGGACGAGGUAGCUGAAUGGGUCGACACGGACGAAGUUGCCUCAUACCAUACAUUCACCAUCCCUUAUGGCCCAAAGUUCACCGCGCGCAAAAUAGAACGGCUACUGUAUACCAAAGACAUGUUGCUCAACGCGGAGUGGAACAAGCCGAAGGAUCGCAAAGAGAUCAAUCUGCACCGUCACCCUGCCUUUUUCGGCUCUGCAGAGUACGCCAUUCAUGACUGCUGCGGACAAUGCCCGAAACCUGUCACGGUCGAAGAAGAGGAACUCGCAGAGGAAGAGGACAAGAUCUACGUAAGCGGAGAUGUUAGGUUCAUCAAGGACGACCCAGGCCGACAAGCCAUAGGCAGUUUCAACCCUUUGACUGCUGACGACUGGACAAAGAUGGCCUAUAUCAGCAACACUGCUAUGCUCUGUCAAGCCAUCGUUGAUGGCGACACGCAAUACGUCCGAUCUUGGCCUCAGCAGGAAGGAAAUGAUCCGAACGCACGUGACUGGACCGGCAGGACACCGUUGCAUCUCGCUGCCGCUAACGCGUCGGUGGAGGUCGUACAGCUUCUCAUCGAUCACGGUGCUCGCUUGGUGGCCCGCCUCGCCGAUGGAAGGACCGCCUUGCAUCUCGCUGCAAUGCGUGGAGACGUUGGCAUCAUUUCGGCUCUGAUGCGAAGAAGCGAGGCUAACGAGGAAGUUGUGGAGAAGAAGCUCAGCUUGAAGCGCGCUGUUCGAGGAGCGUUGGAGACUGCUCGUAUUGGCAUGAACAAUGUCCCUAUGCCAGACGCCGCGAAGAACGAGUCUUCCGAAGCCGAUCAGGAUAUUGACAUGAUGGACGAUGCUAGAGACGACGCUGAUAUUGAUGCAACCACCGAAGGCUCUAUGGUCAAGGUUAAAGGAGCGACGGCACAGCCACAUGAGCCAUCAUUGACUGACGACAAGGACGACGAGCCCGAUGUGUACGACAUCAACGUUGUGGCCUGGGAUACUGCUAACUCGCCUCUGCAUCUCGCCAUCAUCCAUGGGCAUCUUGAUGUCGUCAAGAGUCUUGUGCAGGAUUUCGGCGCGGACGUCUUACUGCCCAUAAAGCUUUUCAACGAGCAUGACAAGUCUGCUCGAGCUGCCAUCCUAACGUUAGUGUUGGGCUUGCAACUCCCGUCAGAGAAAGUGGCAGAGAUGGUCAGAACGCUACUGCAACUAGGUGCUACCGCAGCGCAAGCGGACGUUGACCAGAGGACAGCCCUGCAGUAUUGUGUUGCCGACAGACCUGACGAAUUGCAGACUAUCCGCGCUGCAGAUCAGACGGGUCUACGCCGCGCGAUCAACCACCUGUCGGUUUCUGGAGCGAACUGGAAUGUGCGACUUUCUAGCCCACUUCUGACUGCAAUCCAGGCUAGAGACGGUGACACAGCACUGGCUCUGCUCGCAGACGGUGCGAAAGCGCAGAUUGCGUUUGGUGAUUACGCCAAAGCAUAUCAGACCAAGCAUGAACUUCUUAAUGAUUCCAAACAAAACCGCCGCAACUUCGAGCAGAAUCAGAAGCAGCCCGUCAUAUUAGCCGUUGAGUGCGAGCUGCCUUUGGUAUGCGCCACGCUUGUCACGAAAUAUGGCGCUGAUCCAAAUACACUUACGACGAGCGGUUACCAGGUUGUGAACCAGGAGUACAGCCGUCGAUACACCAAAGGCGAGAGCUUACUGGACCUUGUCCAGAAGAAGUCACAGACGCUUGCGGAAUGGCAGCCCAACAAAAACCAGCUUCAGGCGCCUGAGGCUUUGAAAGACGACGAACAUUACCUCGGCAGCUAUACGGAGGGUUCCUAUGCUCGAUGGUCUGCGCACAUGCAGCUCGACUCUGCUAAGCACAGCUACAAGGAAGCCCGGAAAAGGUACGAGGAGCAGGUACGACAGAGGGAGAGCAUUGAAGGCAUCGAGGAACAACGGAAUGCCGUUUCGAAGAUGGCAAAUGACUUUCAGCAAUUGGAGACUGCACUGCUAGAUGCGGGAUCGAAGACAUUCGCAGAACUAUAUCCGGACAUUCAGGAACCGGAUCAAAACAGGGGAGGCGCUUACAGGCACGAGCACAACAAACAACCUCCUUUCGCUAUUGACUUCAGCUUUAGGCUUGGCGACCUUACCAAUGAGACGAAGGAUCGAUACCUGCGACUUUUCGAAGCCGUCUGGCACGGAGAUAUCCAGACCGUGAAGCAGCUCACACUGAUGCCAUGGAAGGACUCAGAAGGCGAAGACCAUGCCCCCACUCAGAUUGCGAUCAUAGACCAACACGAUGCCUCGCCACUUUCGAUCGCGGUCGCCAAGCAUCAUGUUGAACUUGCGAAUGCAAUCCUGGAGAUUGCGGAUGCGCAGUACGAAGCACCUGACGCACCAAAGCAGAGACGUUUCAAGCUGGAAGGCAACACUAGCGAUGUCGAUAGCGGUGACGAAGCAAGAGAGGACGAGGACGAGGCUGUGAUACCCAUUUCCUCGGAGAUUGUGGACGAUCAGUUUACUGUCGAGACUAUUGGUGAGCUUUCGCUGCAGGUGAAGAGCCGCGUCACUGCACUCAACCUGCUUGCUUGGUCCUGCCCAGCCUUGAUCAUCGCUAAAACAACGCCGCCUAGCCCGCCCCAGGGAAUCUCUGAGCGAAUUUGGGAGGUGUCUUCACCAAGCAACCUUCUUCAGCUCGCGCUGUACAGAGAUGACCAGGAGCAGCUGGAAUGGCUGUUGAACAAGCGUGAGGAAUACCUCCAGCGCUCCCAAGCCGCAGGCGACGACGACAAGUCUACGUUCUUCGCGCUGGAUACUGCUGACUUCACGUAUGGCAUCCAAGUGGAUCGGCCACAUCUUCUGGAAAUGAUGAUCACACGGACCGGUGCUGGCAUUUCUCUAGACAGCUUCAUGCGAAAGAGCGGCGUCGAGCUCGGAGAGAAGUCAAGGGCGUACCAGGGGCUGUCCGUUCGUGGUCGGAAGAGGAAGGACUGGGCAGAUGCCAGUCGUGGACAUACGAGACAUGAGCCGCUAGAAGAACAACAGCCGCUGUUGCUUCAAGCAGCGUAUGAAGGUUCGCUGAAGUGUGUUGAGUGGGCUAUGAGCGAUGCGCCUAUGCGGGCCUACCUCGACUUCGCGGAGGCACACAAAAGUGACGAACGGCUACAGCGCUUGGCACAAGCGGAGGGCGGCUUCGAGACAUUGACGCAAAAGUUCCUCAAUGCUCGCUGGGAUCUGACUAUCCACUGCUAUCUUAUGGGUAACCAGACUGCUGACGACGACGGCAAGAUGCUGAGGUACUUGAUGGCGGCGCUGCCAUCUGCAAUCGAUGCCAAGUCUACCGACGGACUAACGCCCCUUCACAUCGCUAUGGAGCUCUAUGAUCACCUCGCCGUCAAGAUGCUGAUCGACACUGGCGCUGACCAGACCGCCCGUGACAAGACAGGCAACAAUAUGUUGCACCGAUUGCUCGGACGUUAUAUCGACGAUGGAAAGUACAUCAAGAAGCUGCCGGUCAUGCUCGAGUCACUCGACAGUCGACUUCUUCCAAGCUUAUUCCUCGAGCGGUCAGCGGCUCAUCCAGGCUCGCUCACUCCCUUAGCGAAAUGGCUGCGAGAUGUCAUUGGUGGCCUACACCGGUCUGAUGAAUACGCCGCGGAAACCUUGCGACUGCUGCUACGCUAUAGCGAAGGGAGAGAGCUCGGCUUCAUUAACGGAGAAGGAGAUACACCCCUCCAUGUGGCUGUGCGAAACAACAACUACAUCGUGGCGAACAUCAUUCUCGAACACGAUCCGACGUUGCUUAACCGCGAGAACGCAACUGGUCGCACCGCGUACGAGAUGGCGGAGGAUGCGGCCAUCGUUGUGAUCUGUGCUGAUCCGCCACCCAUGCCUUCUGAUGUUUUGACAUACAUGCAGCGGAAGGGUCGUAGAUACGGCUUGUCCAACGGCUGGAUGUUUGAUGUCGCGAACCGCGAUCCGAAAAGUUUUGUUGAGCCUAUCGAGACUGAUAGGCGGAACAACCGGGAGAAAAUCUGGGCCCUGGUUAGAACCGUGAAGGACAGACUGAGUGGUGCUGGCAAGGUGACGAGGAAGCUGGUAUCGCUCAAUGAAGCCAAUGAGGUGGCCAGGCGUCUUGCUGCCGUCAAGGCAAACGAUCCUCGUCCCGGCAGUCAGCUUGACAAUGGUGACGAUGUUGAGCGUCGAGAUGAAGUGCGACUUUGGCUGGGUAGCGCAGAUAGGAGGGUUUGA
This is a messenger RNA of Baudoinia panamericana UAMH 10762, 5331 nucleotides long. RefSeq lists its product as uncharacterized. The record is from RefSeq and is a predicted model, not a curated record. The transcript is spliced from 2 exons. Gene Ontology annotation, molecular function: aspartic-type endopeptidase activity; protein binding. Gene Ontology annotation, biological process: proteolysis. Lineage: Eukaryota; Fungi; Ascomycota; Dothideomycetes; Mycosphaerellales; Teratosphaeriaceae. The coding region runs from base 1 to 5331 and encodes 1776 amino acids.